AUGAAUGAUAUUCGACGUCUUUUUUCACUUUUACUUUGUUGUUGUUCGCGACAAAAACAAAAAAGACAAAUUGCUCAAAUUAUCUUAGAUGAUCCUAGAAGAACUUUUAUAUAUUCUGGUAUUGAUGCAUUGAAUAUAACAAAUUCAACAUCUUUAAUUAUUGCUGAUUUUGGUUCAUCUCAUGGACAAAAUUCUAUUCAAACAAUGAAAAUAAUUAUUGAAUAUCUUACAAAAAUGAAUAAACUUCGAGGAUCUCCAUUAAUCAUUCAUAAUGAUCUUCCAACGAAUGAUUGGACACGACUUUUUCAAUUACUUGCUGAAGAUAAUUCAUAUCGGGGUCUAGCUAAUGGUUGUUCUUUUUAUGAAGAAUGUCUUCCACGAAAUUGUCUUUCAAUUGCUUUUUCAUCUGCUUCACUUCAUAUUCUAUCGAAAAAACCUUGUAAUAUAAAUAAUCAUUGUUAUUUUCAUUUUGCUAAUGAAAAUGAACGUGAAAUAUUUAAAAAUCAAUCAAAAUUUGAUUUUAAUUCAUUUAUUAAAUAUCGUUCACAAGAACUUCAAUCAGGUGGAAUUCUUAUUCUUAAUAUUCCAUGUGUUAAUGAAAAUGGUGAAAUGGGUUUUAAUUUUUAUUUUGAUUUAAUUUAUAAAUGUGCUCAAUUAUUAACAAUUCUUACAUCACAAGAAUUAAUAGAUUUUACAAUUCCAUUUUAUUUACGUUCGUUAUCUGAAUGUAUUGAUUUAGAAUUAUUUAAUCGAUAUUCAUUAGUAUUAAUCAAAUCUGAAUUAAUUUGUUUAAAAUCUCUUAUCGUUGAUCAAUAUCGACAUGGACAAAUAAGACUCGAUCGUUUUGCUAAAUCUCUGUCAAUGUUAAUGAGACCAGGAACUGAUUUAGCAUUGAAACAAGCAUUACAAACAAAUCGACGAUCAAGUCCAGAUAUUGAACGUAUAUCAACACAAUUUUGGUCUUUAUUUGAAGAAAAAGUAAAAAAUGAAUUAUAUCUGGAUGAUAUCAAUACAUAUGCAACCUACUUAAUCUUAAAGAAAAAAUGA
Rotaria sordida is the source of this 1047-nucleotide messenger RNA. The record is from the annotation of a GenBank genome assembly. Lineage: Eukaryota; Metazoa; Rotifera; Eurotatoria; Philodinida; Philodinidae.